AACAAACAAUCAAAUGUCAGCUGGCUAUUUGUUGCGCUUGGAACUGUUCUCGAUUGGCGCUUGCUAAAACUAUAGCAAAAAUGCUUGCCGGUGGUAAUGGCGAUCCGAAUCCAAACGCAUCCUGGCUCGAUUCCCGUGGUUUGUGGCUUGCAUACGUGCUAGGCAUCACCAUCUUCCACAUUGUUCUGCUGGCCAUACCGUUUGUGCAGAUCCCGUACGCGUGGACAAUUACGAACAUCGCACACAAUCUGGCCCAUUUGUACUUCCUGCAUUGCAUAAAGGGCGCCCCAUGGAUGAGCAUCGAUGCGGGUGAGAAUCGCAAGUACACGCACUGGGAGCAGAUCAACAGUGGCGAACAGUUAACGACGACGAGAAAAUUCCUGACCGCAGCUCCAAUCGUUUUGUUCCUGCUGACGUGUCUUUACACGCGCAACGAUAUCGAUCAUUUUAUUGUCAACUUUAUUUCGCUCGUCGUGGUACUCGUACCGAAGUUGCCCCAAUUCCAUGGCGUACGCCUGUUUGGUAUAAACAAAUACUAAAAAGGGUUGGUGCGCGUGUGAAACGGUGUGGCUGAAAACGGAUUAACGCCCGUCAGGUCCGUCUGCAAGAGGAGCAGCAGCAGCAGCAGCAGCAGCAGCAGCAGCAGCAGCAGCAGCAGCAGCAGCAGCGCCCCGUAGCGGGACGUGAGGCUGCGGCAAACCCGCUCGGAACAGGCCUGGUGGUGUAGAGGCGGUGGUAGAGGCGGGAGCUGGACUGCUACCCCGCCGGAUCAGCAGCAGUAGCAGCACCAGCAGCAAAUUCAGCUGAUCGCUAUAAAUCGGUACGUUGGAUGGAUGGAUAAAAGGGUGAGACAAGUGUUUCAGGGUUAAAGAUGUUAGAAAAUGGAAUUUAAAUUCCAAACUUUCAAAGACGUGUCCGUGUGUGUGUGUGUUGGGCGAAAAGUGGAGUUGCUUUUGGGUUUUUUUCUCAAAAGUAAAAAAGUGGAAAAGUUUAGUAUAAAACGUAACCGUGCUGCUGUCGUCUGUGGUGGUUGUGCUUCUAUCGAUAGAGAGAGAGAGAAUCAGUGUUAGAAAGAGGAUUAUCGAGAGAAAAAGGGAGAACGUGAGAGAGCGAGCGAGAGUGGCAAAGAAUGGCGAGCGAAUAACCUGUCGACGCGGAGGCAGCUGUAUCGAAAUGUGCGUACAGCUCGGUGCGGUGUAUUAGCGUUUGUGCGAACGUGUGUGUUUGUGUGUGUGUGUGCGUGUCGGCUCGCGAAGGUGACUGUCGCCAUGCAAGCGCGCUGCUGCUGUAAUGCAAUGUUGAGAGCAUUUGAAAUGCUUUGAGUGAAGGAAAAAGCGCGUGAAAAGAAACGACGGUGCAAAGGAGAAACAAAAUUAUUGUACGUGUGUGCAUGUGUGUGUGUGCGUGUGUAUUCCACUGUGUGCGUGUCUGCUCUCUGUAACGCGAGCGAGACUGUGUGUAAAAAAAGCGAUUCGUUGUCGUCAGCCGUCAUCUUGGCAGCAGCAGCAGCAGCAGCAGUAGAGCAAGCAGCCAACAUUUUUGACAGUACAAAACUCGGCGCGGUAAUUAGUUUGGAUCUCGUUACGGCAAAGAUUUACGUUCUACGUGCGUUUCUGUGCUACCUAUCGAGCUUGUAGGACGUUAUUUAAACGGACCAAUUGCAGUGAUUUUUCAG
Anopheles gambiae (African malaria mosquito) is the source of this 1675-nucleotide messenger RNA. RefSeq names its product ORM1-like protein (gene ORMDL). Gene Ontology annotation, cellular component: endoplasmic reticulum membrane. NCBI's taxonomy places the organism in Eukaryota, Metazoa, Arthropoda, Insecta, Diptera, Culicidae. The transcript is spliced from 4 exons. The record is from RefSeq and is a predicted model, not a curated record. Bases 81 to 539 code for a protein of 152 amino acids. Gene Ontology annotation, biological process: negative regulation of ceramide biosynthetic process; intracellular sphingolipid homeostasis; ceramide metabolic process.